UCGAAUAAAUGAAUCAUUUCGUUCCCUGUCAAAGCUAUUUAUUAUUAUUGAUUAAUAUUGAUUAUCUAUUUAUGUAGGUGGCCCAUACCCUGUUCCCCAAACAGACCUUUACGUUCUGUCUAAUACCCACUGGUACCCGUCUCUGAGUCCUUGACUCUGGAAAUCAGCUUUUCGCUCCUAAUUAAACAACCAGUCGGUGGUUCAGUACGCGGUCUCAUUCUAGUAAGAAUCAAUCGCCUGCGAUAUGACGCUUUCCUGUCCAGAAGUAACCACAUACAGUCCUGCCUCAACCUCGAAAGCUCAAGUAGAGAUUGACGAUGAAAUCGUGGCGCUUGAGGAGAGAAUGCGAGCUCUUCGGAUACGCAGAAACAGUCUCUCUCCCAUAUCUUCACUCCCCCCAGAGAUCCUUGGCGCCAUUUUCGUCCAUCAUGUUCAGCAGACGCAGUUGCUUUAUCAGGAUAAUCCUGAGGCCCCUGCUAUUCUUUCAUGGCUCAACGUUGGACAUGUGUGUCGCCAUUGGCGCGAGGUUACCCUCGGAACACCAGAGUUAUGGUCUGCACCGUUUCUCAAUUCUUCACAAGCCACGGAGGAAAUGCUCGUGAGGUCCAAAAUGGCUCCUUUGAAAUUGAGAGCCGGUUCUCGAUAUCGUAUGGACUGCGUCCAAAUGGCGUUGAUGCACAUAGAGCGUUUGCAGGAGAUCUCUCUCAACCUGUCCCCCGGUGGUAGCACGACGUAUGUCACGCACCACUGCAUUACGGAACUCCUCUACAAAUUAUUAUCUUGUUCUGCUCCCAAACUACAAUCGCUUGCUUUGGAAGUAGGGCAUGGACAAACACCACGCAUAGCAAUUCCCACUUCUUUCCCCGCACCCAACCUUCGCAACCUUCAAAUCAAUCACUGUGAUCUAUCAUGGGCAUCUUCCUUCCUCACAGGACUCACUGUCCUUGAUAUCAAAAAUCUAUCACCUGAAUGCCUUCCGACUUUAGACCAGUUGAUCUCUGCGCUCCGUCGUAUGCCUGCUCUGCACUCUCUUACACUAGAAGAUGCUCUUCCGAUUCUUCCCCCCCAAAUGGUGUCACUCUCUCCUACAUCUCGUGCCAUGAACGUUAGACUUCCCCACUUGAAACGGUUGUGUUUGACGGCGAAAACAUUGGAAGUGGCCAACGUGCUAGCUUGCAUUGAAUCAACAGCAUCGGAAGUUCAACUCAUAUGCCGAGCAUCUUCAGAAAAUCCAAAUCGAGAAUGGAAUUUGAGCAUCCCCAUCAUCUCUCGUGUCUUGGAACGUUGCUUCAAAGGCAGUCCAGAUAAGUCUCGACAAAUCCCACGUUCCAUGCAACUGUCCUCCCCUUUUGGCAUCAUUCGUUUGCAUUAUAGCACGAUCCGGAACCCUCCCUCGUGGGGAUUAACGUCUUAUCUGGAUCUGGAUUUGUCGGCGGAGUGGUCUGUCAUUCUUGAUUUUUAUUCUCCUGAUGAUGACGUGAGGAGGACAAUCCUUUGCGACUUGCAGAGGAUCGUUCCUCUUGGGAGUAUUGAGGCCAUGUACUUCGACUUUUUCUUCGCUUGGGAUGGUUUCUGGACUGAUAUUCUUGGCCGCGGCGCUGCCCGUAAUCUUUCAUACAUGCACUUGCGAGGGACAGACCCGGUUCUCGAAGAACUUCUUAAAUCCCUGCGUUCACGGAAGCAUAGUGUUUCGCGGCCCGUAGGCUGGUGUUCACAACAGGGACCCAUUUUUUCCCCAGCACUCUCCCAUCUUGUCCUUCACCACCUAGAGUUUGACUCCUCUAGCUCGAACUUGAUUCGACCCUCUGAUCUCCUUGAUGUGCUCAUCGAUCGCGUCAACGGAGGUCAAGGGUUAGACCGCCUUGAGAUUAUUCAAACCUCGGGUAUCUUCGCCCGUGACGUGCAGUUGCUGCGAGAGGUGGUGGCCGAUGUGAGCUGGGAUGAAUAUGAAAGUUCCGUCGAAACCUUCGACCUCGACUCGGAUGUCUAUGACAUGGAAGAAGAAGAAUAUUACGACGACGAUGAUGAUAUUUACAGUGACGGAUACUCUUCCUGAAAAUCAUGCUGGGUGCAUUGCAUCCAUAGUUAGGAUACAAUUUUGUGGUGUCCGAUUCUGCUUUCUGUUGUAUAUGAUUGUCACAUUAUCAUAGUCCUUUGGAAUUUAAGCAAC
Molecule: messenger RNA, 2170 nt
Organism: Suillus clintonianus
Lineage: Eukaryota; Fungi; Basidiomycota; Agaricomycetes; Boletales; Suillaceae
Exons: 2
Coding region: 245-2056 (603 amino acids)
Molecular function (GO): protein binding
Source: RefSeq, a predicted model, not a curated record